Panicum virgatum (switchgrass) is the source of this 1068-nucleotide messenger RNA. RefSeq names its product CASP-like protein 1C1. Lineage: Eukaryota; Viridiplantae; Streptophyta; Magnoliopsida; Poales; Poaceae. The transcript has 3 exons. The record is from RefSeq and is a predicted model, not a curated record. Bases 308 to 796 code for a protein of 162 amino acids.
UUUUCUUUGGAGCAAAAGGGCAAAUGCAGCAUGGGCAGCACAACGCACAAGUUAAGGCAAGGUCGCUUACCGGCAAGACCUGCUCCAGAUCAGAGGUUUCCUGCUGCUCCUGCCUUCCACGCAGCUGAACCACCAAAACUACUGGAAGAAACCGGUGCCGCUAUUUAACCUCGCCGCACAAAAUCUUCUUGAGGGAUCCCCUUAUUAGCAGUAAAGUAAUUGUCAAUUUGGAAAACACUAAUAGUUAUAUAGCAGGCAGUGGCAGACACUCUUUCAUACUUCAGAUCAGUUCAGAGGAGGAGCAGAAAUGGCGAAGCUGCACAGGCUCAUCUCCGUCGUGCUCCGGCUCGCCGCGGCGGGGGCCGCGGCGGCGGCGGCGAUAAUCAUGGUGACCAGCCACGAGACCACCAGCAUCUUCGGCAUAGAGAUAGAGGCCAAGUACUCCUACACUCCAUCAUUCGUAUUCUUCGUUGUGGCAUUCGCAGUGACUUUCGCCUACAGCCUGCUCGUCCUCUUCGUGCGGCCGGGGAGCACCGCCUCCAGACUGGUUCUCCUGAGCGACGUGAUCGUCGGGAUGGUUCUCGUCGGCGCGGUGGCGGCCACCGGCGCGAUAGCGCACAUCGGGAGGAACGGCAACACGCACGCCGGGUGGCUGCCCAUCUGCGGGCAGGUGCGGGCCUACUGCAGCCACGUGAUGGGGGCGCUGAUCGCCGGCUUCGUCUCGCUCAUCGUCUACUUCCUCAUCAUCAUGUACUCCCUCCACGCCGUCGCGGAGCCCCUGUGCUCCUGCCAUUAGAAGUCCCCCCAUCAUCCUUGAUGUGUCGUCGUCUCCAGAUCGACCUGCCCAGUUAUGAACUUAUGAUGCGUCCUCCGUUUCUUAUAAGCUCUAGUAAUUUUGUUUAGGCACUGUCAGAGACAUGCAUGCUCUGGUCAUCUCCAUUUCGCAUGUUAUCGUUCAUUCCCCAUUUCUCGUAGUAUAUUCAGGCAUUCAGCUGGGACAAAUUAAAAUCCUUCUGUUUUCUCGAGUUGCAUUGGAAAUUUGAAGAGAAAAUGUUCCAAGAUGUUUCA